CCUUCCCUUGUAUAUAUCUUCAUCAAUAUAAAGGAAAGACCUUGGAAACUUAUAUAACUAUUCAAACCCUAGCUUCCUCCUUUGACCAAACCCAUUCUCUUCUCCACACAUAUUUAUUAUCAUAUAUCUGUGUUACUUAUAUAUAUUUAUAUAUAUAUAUAUAUAUAGCUUUUCUCUACCCAUCUAGUAUUUGGUUCUUCAUGUUAGAUGUAGAAAAACAUAUGUACUAGAUCAUAUACAAUAAAACCAAUAUAUAGAGCUGCUUUUGAUAUAUAUAUAUAUAUAUCAUGGAGAAAGCAGCUGGUGAUCACCACAGAUCCAAAAACUCCGGCUUCCUCCGCUUCCUCGCGAAGUCGACGUCGUUCUCGAUCCCCCGUCACCAUCUCUACAACCCCCCGCGCGAGAGGAGCUACUUCAACAAAGCCUUCUCGGGCCCGAUCGUGUCGAUAAUCCCCGCCGAGGCCCGGUACAAGGAGGAGAGAUCUACCGUCGACGGCGAAGAGCCCCUCUCCCCGAAGGUCUCGUGCAUCGGCCGGAUCAAGGGGAAGAAGAGGUCGUCCGAGCCCAAAAGGCCGCCACCGUCGUCGGUGCAACAACAACAACAACAACAACAAAAGAAGAAGAAGAAGAAGCAGCAUGCGUACUUUUCAUUCCGCGCAGGUAAGGCUGUAGAGGAGAGAGCUGACGAGAAGGGACGGCGGUCGGGGGCGGCGGUCGAGGGUGGCGGUGGCGCUCCGCGGAUAGGGGAGAUGAGGCGGUUCGCGAGCGGGAGGGAGACGAUCGCCGAUUUCGAUUGGAAGAAGGGGGAGAGUAGUGCAUAUGAUGAUCACGAGGUGAUUAUCGCGUACUCGGCGCCGUUGACGGUCGGCGGAGCCGAUUGGGCGGUGGCGCCGGAGCCGAGGAAGGAGGUGAAUAUAUGGAAGAGGAGGACCAUGGCCCCACCAAGGCCUCUUCAAGUGUGAAUGUACAUGUAUGAAUGGGUAUGAAUGGGUUGGAGAAACAUUAAUUUGUUUAUUCCUUUUUUUUUAUUUUUCAUGAAAUUGUUUUAGUAAUUUUUCUAUGCAUUAAUUUGUUGACCAUUUGAC
Ananas comosus (pineapple) is the source of this 1085-nucleotide messenger RNA. RefSeq lists its product as uncharacterized. Bases 288 to 962 code for a protein of 224 amino acids. The transcript has 2 exons. NCBI's taxonomy places the organism in Eukaryota, Viridiplantae, Streptophyta, Magnoliopsida, Poales, Bromeliaceae. The record is from RefSeq and is a predicted model, not a curated record.